CUUUCAGCUGCUGAUGCGCAGCUCUGGCUUAUUUCAUAUGCACUAAAUGGCUUACUUGGAUCCUUUUCGUGUUUGAUAAAAACUGGACGACCGUUUGUAAUUUAGGGAUUAAAUGAUUACAGUCACGUCUGCUUCGUUGUCUGCCUCAGGAGGUAGCAGGUGGAGACUAAAUCGCUAAAACCGAUUGCAGCCCUACUGCAGACUUUCUGAUCGGGACAGCGCCACUGGCGCGUGCAUGGCUACAGAAACAUGCGCGCCCACGAUCGCGCACACGCACACCUGGGUUUCUAGUUCGGACGAGAAGGAUUGGGUUACCAUGUAGUGCGUGUAGGCACCUGUGCACUUCUCCGAGUGGAAUUAUAUAUAAAAAGCAACUGAUUUAAAAUUGAAUUUCUUCGAUUCUAGCGAUUUUGAAUCGCAAGAGUGGAUUCAUAACAAUGUGCGUUACUAUUACUGAAACAUGUUUUGACGGACAACAGUUUCCUUUAAGGUUUAAGGAUUGCUGCAAGAAGCAGAACCCCUAUGACGCCGGACUGGAUUCUACAGGAGGCACACUUCGUGGGUAUUAGAAAUACAAGAUAGCGGCAUUUUGUGGUAAAUGAACUCGGAAGAUUUGUAAAACAUCUGCAUCCAGAGAUUUAUAUUAAAAAAAAAAAAGAAGAAGAAGCGGAGCAAGUAAAAAGAACUAAAGCUGAUGCAGUACAAUUUAUAUUCUUCCUUUUCCGGACAUUGAUUAAAAAGGAGACUGGCGAUCUAAAGAAAGGAAGCGAAGAGCGACAAGACCCCGGUUUGCGCGCUGUCAAACAGGUGUUUUUGGCUCUCCAUUGAGAAAGCAGUUCUGGAACAGUGGGGCUGGCACCCAUCAUCAUACCUUUAUGCGAGAAUAAAGACUGCUAUUACAUUAUAUGAUUGCUGAAAGUUAAAGCUAAUGGACCCCCCGAGAAAGCAUAUGGUGGGUGUUAGCGACGUGGCACGGACAAUGACAGACACUUGCGUGACCGAUGAUCGUUGACACAAUGCGCCCAGAGCUGGUGCUUUGUAAUUUGUAACGUCCGAUAAAACAGACCUGCAAAUAACCGUUUCGGGAACAGGUUGUUUCUUGCUCAGAAGAAAGUAGUGCGAAUGGAGAGAUGACACUUAAUAACGGCAUUCAGAAGCAAUUUUGGUUUUAAAGAUUUAUUCGUGAUAUUUGAUUUGCUAAUGCAUAUGAAUAACACUGAAAGUCCGAAGUUUUGGAACACCUGUCUGCUAUGACUUUUAAGCAAAAAGUGCCAUCACCAUGACGACAGCCUCUUGUCGCUGAAGUGUUGCAGUUUUUAAAUUGUAUGACUUCGCUGGUGUACUUAUUCGAAUUUGAUGAUCUGAUUUGGAAUAAGAAUAUUUGGACACUGUCGGUGAAAUUCCUCCUUCCUCCCUGACUGCCCCCAUCCCAUUUUAACCUGUAUGUUGCAAUGGCUGCUGCGAUUGCCAGUUCCUUGAUACGACAGAAACGACAAGCCCGAGAACGAGAGAAGGCGAAUGCUUGUAAAUGUGUCAGCAGCCCCAACAAAAACAAAGGAACCUGCGAGAAAACCAGUCGCCUUAAUGUCUUCUCCAGGGUUAAAUUAUUUGGCUCAAAGAAACGCAGAAGGAGGCGGCCAGAGCCCCAGCUCAAGGGAAUUGUUACAAAGCUGUACAGCCGGCAAGGCUUCCAUCUACAAUUACAAGCGGAUGGAACAAUUGAUGGUACAAAGGAGGAGGAUAAUGGAUAUACAUUAUUCAACCUCAUCCCAGUGGGGCUUCGAGUGGUGGCUAUCCAAGGUGUACAAACAAAACUGUACCUGGCUAUGAACAGUGAAGGCUACCUGUACACAUCGGAACAUUUCACACCAGAAUGCAAGUUCAAAGAGUCAGUAUUUGAAAACUACUAUGUCACAUACUCCUCAAUGAUUUACAGACAGCAGCAGUCCGGCAGAGGAUGGUACUUGGGCCUUAACAAAGAAGGUGAAAUUAUGAAGGGGAACCAUGUGAAGAAAAAUAAACCAGCAGCACACUUUCUUCCGAAACCAUUAAAAGUUGCCAUGUACAGAGAGCCUUCACUUCACGAUCUCACAGAGUUCUCACGAUCUGGGAGUGGCACUCCCACAAAGAGCAGAAGUGCAUCAGCGGUGUUGAACGGCGGUAAAGCGGUGAGCCAGCAUGAAUCAACGUAGCCAGGGCCUUGAAGAGCCCGCCGAGCCUCUCCAAAACUUACCUCUGGAUGCUGUUGACUUCAUGACGACGAGCAGACUUCUCUCUGUCUCUUUCUUUCUCUGUCUCUAUCUCUCUUUAUCUUCUCUCCUCAUCUGUGGUUGAAGACAAAAACAAGCAAAAUAUAUACUGUAAGAGAAGAAUACAACACAAAACAAUGGACAAUAAAGCCGCCUGACCUUGCUAGGGGUCACUCUCAUUAGUACACAUUAGUUCUUCUGGGUUUCGUUACUCAAGGAUUCAUAGGUCCUGAUAAUGUAGAAUAAAUGUUCAUCAUUCAAGACCACUGGGCAGUGUAUCAAAGAUCCAAAAUUUCAUCUCUGUUCUAAUUGGCAUCAGAGUGCUUCAGGAAGCAAGUAACUGCAGUGUUAACAGUACCAGUUCCUGCUGGAAGAGGGCUAUCCGUCCAGCAAAUUCAUAUGAGUGAAGAGACCGUUGUCACUUGAGCUGAGGAAAAAAAAACUAAAGGGAUUGAUUGAAUUAGAAGAAGGAGUUUCAUGUUUAAAGAAUUCUCUAUUCUCCUUUGCCAUUUUCCUUCCUGUUGCUGCUGAGUGCUUGUUACCCUGUUGUUGAUGACUGUUUUCUGUUUCUGUGUGUGUGUGUGUGUUUUAUAGUUUUCUUUAUUCAGCCCACAACUCCUUGUGUUCCAUGUGUCAAAGUAUGUAUGAAAGAAGCCAGUGCUGAAGAAUGUACAGAUAGAUUAGGUGAGCACAACAGAGUUGCUAGUUUAGUCUCAUGUCACUUAAAGUUGAAAAAGAAAAGGAACGGAGGUGGUGUUUGUAGGAUCUAAGGAAGAAAAAAAAGUAGGAAAAGAAAAUAAAAUUAGAAUUCAAUUCUGAACAUAUUUUUGUCCCCUGUUUUGAUUCUGGUCUUGUAGUUUGUCUCUGUCUGUAAGUAACGAGUGGUUGUAUGCCUAUGUCUGUAAAGCUGUAAAGCUUAAUUUGCUGUCAUUGGCUGAGUGUGGCCAUUGUUUACUUAUGAUCAAACUAAAACCAUUACUACAGAACUCCCCUAUUAUCCUUAUUGUAUUAUUUAAUUUAUAUAUAAUGGAUGAAUUGUGAACUCCAGAUUAUGUAUUUAUACAUAAAAAGCAACAACAAAAUACCAAAAGUAUCCUGUAAAAUUUUCAGUGGCUUUCAUUUUUUUAUGUUUUUUUUUUUUUGCUUUAUUUUCUAAUAGGAGAUGUCUUAUUUGUAAAAGUGAGCAAACACUUUUUUUUUUCUUGUACUGGACUUGUACAAUAUAAAGUGUGUAAAAGGACCCUUUACUUCUGUGGGCACACUUUACCCUUAGUCAGAAUAUUAUUAUUAUCAUUAUAUCAUCAUGAUGCAAGUUACAGGGAGGAUCUUGUUUCAAAUUUAGAGUUUCAUUUCUGAACCUAUCUGUUGCAUGGGAGAAAGCUGGAACAACUGGGUUAGAGAUGCAUGAUAUAGGCUAAGUGUAUUAAAGUGUUGGAUCUUGUGUUCCAAUCUGUUCAAGGAUAAUAACAGUAUGUACAAGUUGGCAUUCUGCCAGGUACCAUCCAGUUGUUUACUAUUAUUUGUUGUAUACACAGAACAAUGCACUGAAUAAAUAUUUGUAUUAAGAUAUACUUUUAAAAA
Polypterus senegalus (gray bichir) is the source of this 3830-nucleotide messenger RNA. Its product is annotated as fibroblast growth factor 13. The transcript has 5 exons. Gene Ontology annotation, cellular component: cytoplasm. Gene Ontology annotation, biological process: cell differentiation; positive regulation of gene expression; fibroblast growth factor receptor signaling pathway. Lineage: Eukaryota; Metazoa; Chordata; Cladistia; Polypteriformes; Polypteridae. Gene Ontology annotation, molecular function: growth factor activity; fibroblast growth factor receptor binding. The record is from RefSeq and is a predicted model, not a curated record. The coding region runs from base 1452 to 2192 and encodes 246 amino acids.